UAUCGACCGAGGGAUACAGACCUCUUACCGGUGCCUCGUAAGUUGACCUCUAAUGAGUUUACCAUCACUCUCUCUGACACACACCUCUGAAUGCUGAUCACCUCCUCCGCUUGUGGCCAGAUGGCAAGAGUUGGAGGGGAGCUAGUUGGAGGCGAGCUAGGGGUUGUGCUGGAAGAAACUGGAGUGGGCGUCACAUUUGUUGACACACCAUCUCUGGAUUCAUCAGGUCUAACUGAAGAUGCUCUCAACAACGAUCUUACUGUGUGCCAGUACAUACUUCCACAUGAUGUUACAGUUGCAGGGUUUGAAGAAGUUGUGGAAGAAGUGGAGUUGGGAUCUCCGUCCUGGGAUAACCUGAACAAAUCAUCUUCCUCGUCGUCUCUUAGCCACGACUCGGGAAUCGGCGCAGACCCCAGUCCUGACGUGUUCUUCACCCUGAUAGAAGAAACCGUAGCACCACCCGGCCUCCUCAGUUCCUCUCCAAGUCAAGAAGGAGGUGAAGUUAUUGUAGAAAGAAUAUAUGAAAUGAAAGAUGAAUUGUGUUUUACAGAAAGUGCACAUGAAAUAAAAGACGAACCACUAGAAACUGUAGAAGAGUCGAUUGAACUGGAAAAAGAAGAACAAUUGUUAGAGCAAGAUGAUCCCUGGCCAAAACGAAGAAAGAGUGAUGAUGAUAUCAUUACCGAGUGUGAGGUAAACGAGUUAGAGCCAAAAAAGAGUACCAGAGUUAGAGUUGUUGCAUAUCAUUGUACUGAGUGCAGUGUGAAUUUUACAGAUGAGAGUGAGUUUCGAGCUCACAUGGAAGCCCACUUGAUUAAAUUGCAAAAUUCUUGUGUACUUUGUAGUACAGAAUUCUCAACAAAAUCAGAACUUCAGGAUCAUAUUAAAGAACAUUUUUCUAAAAACUCCUCACAUACAUGUAACAUUUGUGAGCAAAAGUUUGUAUCGAAAAGUGGACUAAAACGACACAAGAAGCAACUUCAUAAUUUUGGCAGUGUUGUGGUACUUAAUACUGCAACCAUUAAAUGUGGUGUUUGUCAAGCAGUAUUUACUGACAAAGCCACCCUGAGGCAACAUGCUGCAACUCAUGCUGCAAGAAAACCCUUCACUUGUGAUGAAUGCGGGGCAACUUUUACUCAAAAUGGUUCACUUCAAGUACAUCUUCGGCGCCAUCGAGGAGAAAAACCCUUCACCUGCCAGUUAUGUGGUAACAGCUUCACCAGAGCACACAGUCUCAAAGUGCACAUGAAAACGCACACUGGAGAAAAGCCAUAUGCAUGUGAAUAUUGUGGUGCAUGUUUUGUUACGUCAUCUCAUUUAACCGUUCACCGUCGAACUCAUACCGGUGAAAGGCCAUAUUCCUGUGGUGAUUGUGGUGCCACCUUCAUCACUACCUCUCACCUAAAUGUUCAUCGUAGAGUACACACCGGCACUGGGAAUGUUACCGCUAACCCCGUUAGUUGCCCGCAGUGUCAAGCUACUUUUAACGAUCCGGCUCAGCUUCGACAUCACCGCCGUACUCAGCAUCGUAUUAAUCAUCAGCAGACCUCACAAGUGGCAUGCAAAGUGUGUGACAAGCGGUUUCCAAACCCUCGACAGUUAAGUAAUCACAUGGUACACGAGUGUGGCUGAGUUUGGCAUACCUUAGGGGGUAUCAUGGCAUUUCUGAUAAAAAUAAUAAUGUCGAUAUCACUGCCUUUAGUGAUUAAUGGUAUAUUCCAACAAAUAAGCCAGUGGUACUCGGUGAAGUUACUAAUAUAUGAGAUAAAUUUAAAGCAUAUAUUUGAAGGUAUAUAAUACCAGUGACAAGGAAAGUAAAGCAAUGUGUAGAUAAUGAAUGUUGUUUCACAGGGAGCAAGGCCUAAUGUUUGCCACAGACUUUAGGCUAAUAUUAAGUCAUAUGAUUGCCUUUGUAAAUGUCUUACAAGUGGCGUUAAGACCGCCCCAGUAGUCUGUCAUACGGCGGAGAAGAAUGUCUCUCAUGGCAGUAGUGUUGUAGCUAGUCGUUAAGUAGUCUCAGGUGGGUAGUGUUUAAUUUUGACUUUAGGAGAUGCUGCCUUUUGAUGCAAGUAGAAAACCAAAGAUUAUCAAUUGUGCCAUGCUUCUGUGGUACUAGUGCCAUAGUUUUAUUUAUUUAACUUAUUCAAAUGAUAUUCUUAAUUUAUUGAUAUACUGUACUGUACCAUAUUGUUUUUAUUUAUUUAUUUACUUGUACUGUACAGACCAGAAUUUGUUCUGUGCACCAACAGUAUCACAUAAUGUCUUAGCAUUAUAAUAAGCAAUACUUCUCUUGCUUAGAAUCUGAUAUGCUUCAAUGUACAAUAUAUUUCUAAAGCAUCAUGAAUUUUACUGAUUAUUGAAUGCUUACUAUAUUAUGCUUGCCACUUCUUUAGAUUAAAUGUCAUCAGUAUUUGUCAGGUUGAUAUUUGACAGACACAGGAACCUUUACCUAGUCACAACAACAAUUAUUUUCUAAUGUUCUUGAGAUGUGAGUUGCUCGUCAGUGGCAAUUGAUAAAGGGUAAUUAAGUAUGAUUAACAAGUCACUCAUAUACCAGGCGGGACAUAUUUUGAUAAAUAAGUAGUUCUUGUUGUGGUUUAUUAGAAAGCAAAGCAGACUCAAAGUGUCUCACAAUAGUACCUAUACUUGCUUUUUGUACUUAUUCCAGAUACAAUAUGAAGUGAUGGAGAUGGUUAUUGCAGAAUCUAUAAUGCAUGAAAAUGUCACAUUGAAGUCUCACAGUGCCAUUACAUUUAGUGUGAUCAAGAAUUUCUGUUUUAAGAUAUAAGAAAAGAAAGAGUUUAUUGUUAUCUAGCUAUCAUGUCUGUGUACAGUAUAUCAUCUUGAUCCAACAACUGAAUGUAAAUAAAAAGUUGGAUAUAACAUGUAAGCAGUGCAUCAUGUAGGAGUGACCACAGUUAAACAGUUACAAAGUAUUGAAGAUUUACUGCUAAUGAGACUUGCAUCACAGAAGAUAUGGGUGCUUGAGAGGUGUUACAGGGUAUUGCUGGGUGUUGGAUGUUACUACUGAUGCAGAAUAAGUAAGGGGGUUGAAGAGUAAUACAUGGUACAGUAUGUAGUUGGUAUUCACAGUGUUUGGGCUUAUUUGUAGAUUUCCUGUACAGCAUAAUGAAUGUUUUGGAAAUAAUUCACGCUCGAUCUUAUUGAUCUAUUUGUACUGUAAUCGCCAAUGAUUUUAAUGAUAUUCAGCGUCAGUAUUUUCCUGCUUACUGGUAUUGAAUUUUGGACUUAGUGCUUUUACAAAAAAUAUGGUACUGAGAAGGCUUCCAGUAUUUAGUUCACAGUUAAUGUUCACGAGUUAUGUAGAGUACAGUAACAGCGUGUGCAGUUUUUAUGGUGUUUUUAUAUUGACUAGGUGUGUUAAUCCUCUGCCUGUAUGAUUUUUCCUCUCGUACGAAAAACUGCAUAGAGUAUAAUAGCGUUGUCCUCAUCUGUCUUGGCCUCAAGGAUAAUCGUACAUGAUGGUAGUUUGAGAUGUGUAUAUUGUUGUGUCAUCUGCCAUACAGGGCUCUUGGGGAUUAAUACAAAAUAUCAACGGAGAAAAAAAUUCCUUAGCUCUGUCGAAGUUUCACGCCGAUGUUUAUAUUCUGAUAGCAGGAAGCCCCCACUCACUAGAUGUUAUCAGCAAUCAAGAAAUUUUCAGGUAAACAUAUGAGAGACUUUUGGGCGUGAUAUAAGUGCAUGAAUCUGUUUUUAUGUUGGUUAGUUCGUGGAUCUCCAUACAUAAAACAUCUCUGGCAUUAUCUGCUUACAUAAACUUAGCAAUAGGAGGUGGAGUAAAACAAAUGUAAUGGACAAUAUGUGCUGUAAACAUUUU
Molecule: messenger RNA, 3838 nt
Organism: Homarus americanus (American lobster)
Lineage: Eukaryota; Metazoa; Arthropoda; Malacostraca; Decapoda; Nephropidae
Product: oocyte zinc finger protein XlCOF6-like
Exons: 3
Coding region: 91-1632 (513 amino acids)
Biological process (GO): regulation of transcription by RNA polymerase II
Cellular component (GO): nucleus
Molecular function (GO): DNA-binding transcription factor activity, RNA polymerase II-specific; RNA polymerase II transcription regulatory region sequence-specific DNA binding
Source: RefSeq, a predicted model, not a curated record